AUGUAGUAUUUUAGCAAAUUUGAAGAUAUCCAUUUUAAUCAGAAACAGAAUGAGGUCAUUGAAUUAUCUUUGUAUAAAAUGAAAAACAAUAAAAAAUAAGAUUAGAAGAGCUCCUAAUUACAAAAAAUAGAUAAAUUAAAAUUACCAAAAGAAUAUAAAAUACAAUUACUUAGAGGUCUCAAAGAGAAUUUAGAGUAAAAAUUAUAAGAAGAAAAAGCAUCUAAAUAGAGAUUGAAUGUUAUUAGGAAAAUGCAAUUAAAGUAGGAACGCUUAGAUUUAUAAAACUCACUCAAGAAAAGUGAUUCAGUUAAGGAAAACUAAGAUUUACCAUCAAGUUCUUCAUCAAAUUAAAGUAGUCCAAAAAAAGACAACAAAAAAGUGUAUGAAGAAAUAACCAGUCUCGUGAAAGCUCUAACUGAAGUAGAAAAAGAUCUAAUUAAAAUGAAAUAGCAAAGAAAUAAAAUAUCUGAAUAGCUAGAAGAUGUUAAAUAUGAUCUAAUUGAUAUGAAGGAAUUUUAAUAAAUAUAAGCUCAAGAACUACUAAGAUAAGACUUAUAUAUGAAUGAUUUAAAAAAGCAGAUUACUGUUAUGAGCUAACACGGUUUAUGCACACCAAGAGAAUAUAUCUCGAAUUUGAAUUAAACAAGAUUAAAUUAAACUAGACUUAAUGCAACAAUCAUGGAAGAGGUUAAAUUCAAGUUAGAAAAUGUAAAAGAUUUCUUAAAAGAUGCUUAUAGUAAAAUUAAAAGGAAAAAAAACAAUGAAGAUCCUAAUUAGUAAAAUUAAUAAGGAUAAAAUACAAAUAGAAUUUUAUCUGGAUUAGAUGUUCAGUGA
Molecule: messenger RNA, 834 nt
Organism: Tetrahymena thermophila SB210
Lineage: Eukaryota; Ciliophora; Oligohymenophorea; Hymenostomatida; Tetrahymenidae
Exons: 1
Source: RefSeq, a predicted model, not a curated record